AUGACAACAAAGCGGAAUUUGUUUGUGCGGCUGGUGCCAUGCCGCUGUCUGCGUGGAGAGGAGGAAACAGUCACUACACUUGAUUAUUCUCACUGCAGCCUGGAACAGGUGCCUAAGGAGAUUUUUACUUUCGAAAAGACCUUGGAAGAGCUCUAUUUAGAUGCUAAUCAGAUUGAAGAGCUUCCAAAGCAACUUUUUAACUGUCAGUCUCUGCACAAGCUGAGUUUGCCAGACAAUGAUCUAACCACAUUGCCAGCAUCCAUUGCAAAUCUCAUUAAUCUCAGGGAACUGGAUGUCAGCAAGAAUGGCAUACAGGAGUUUCCAGAAAAUAUAAAAAACUGUAAAGUCUUGACAGUUGUUGAGGCCAGUGUAAAUCCAAUUUCAAAGCUUCCAGAUGGAUUUUCCCAACUGUUAAACCUAACACAGCUGUACCUGAAUGAUGCUUUUCUUGAGUUUUUGCCAGCCAACUUUGGCAGAUUAAUUAAACUCCAGAUAUUGGAGCUUAGAGAAAACCAGUUAAAAAUAUUGCCAAAAACCAUGUCCAGACUGACUCAGCUGGAGAGACUGGACUUAGGAAGUAAUGAAUUCACAGAAGUGCCUGAAGUACUUGAACAACUGAGUGGGUUAAAGGAAUUUUGGAUGGAUGGUAAUAGACUAACUCUUAUUCCAGGGUUUAUAGGCACUUUGAAACAACUGACCUACUUGGAUGUUUCGAAAAACAACGUUGAAGUAGUGGAAGAAGGUAUUUCAGGUUGUGAAAGCCUGCAAGACCUACUGUUAUCCAGUAAUUCACUUCAGCAACUGCCAGACUCUAUUGGUUCUCUGAAGAAGGUAACAACACUUAAAAUUGAUGAAAACCAGUUAAUUUAUUUGCCGGAUUCCAUAGGAGGGUUAGUAUCAGUAGAAGAACUGGACUGUAGUUUCAAUGAAAUUGAAACAUUGCCUUCAUCUGUUGGGCAGCUCUCUAAUAUACGAACGUUUGCUGCAGAUCAUAACUUUUUAACACAGCUGCCAUCAGAGAUUGGAAACUGGAAGCAUGUAACGGUGUUGUUUCUGCAUUCUAACAAGCUUGAAUUUCUCCCUGAAGAAAUGGGCAGUAUGCAGAAAUUAAAAGUUAUCAAUCUGAGUGACAAUAGACUGAAGAAUUUGCCAUUUACUUUUACAAAACUGCAGCAGCUCACUGCUAUGUGGCUAUCAGACAAUCAGUCUAAACCACUUAUCCCUCUUCAAAAAGAAGCUGACCCUGACACACAGAAAACAGUGCUUACUAAUUACAUGUUCCCCCAGCAACCAAGGACUGAAGAUGUGAUGUUCAUAUCUGAUAAUGAAAGUUUCAAUCCCUCUCUGUGGGAGGAACAGCGGAAACAGCGUGCUCAGGUGGCAUUUGAGUGUGAUGAAGACAAAGAUGAGAGAGAGGCACCACCUCGGGAAGGCAACCUGAAGAGAUACCCAACUCCAUAUCCUGAUGAACUGAAGAAUAUGGUCAAAACAGUCCAGACAAUAGUACAUCGGCUAAAGGAUGAAGAAUCUACUGAAGAUAUUGCCAAGGAGUCAAAACGAGAAAGCCAGGCAAUUUCUGUAAAAGAUGUGGGGGUAAAGACUUCAGAAACUGCUUCAAUAAAGAACAAAGCAGAGGAGAGAAAGCAGAAGCCUACUGAACCAGAAGCUGAGCACAGCACCACAAAUUCACAGAUGACUGCACUUGUUAAAACCUUGCAGAACACAAAAGCAGUUGUCAGCCAUGAAGACACACUCGAGCAGGAGUCAGAAGAACUCUCGUCUGAUGAAGAGAUGAAAAUGGCAGAAAUGCGACCACCACUGAUAGAAACCUCUAUAAACCAACCAAAAGUGGUAGCUCUUAGCAAUAACAAAAAAGAUUCAAACGAUGCUGAUUCCUUAUCAGAUGAAGCUAUCCACAAUAGCAAUCAGAAUAACAGCAACUGUUCCUCUCCUUCUCGAAUGUCAGAUUCUGUUUCCUUAAAUACUGAUAGUAGCCAAGAUAUUUCUCUCUGUUCUCCAGACAAAGAAACACAUGCUGCUGUUUUAUCCAAGAUCAGGCGGGAAGAUGAGAAUUUGAAUAAUCUUUUGCAAAAUGGAGGCGAAUUGAGCAUUACAGUAGAAGAGAGAAUGAAUGUGCAAGAGAAGGUUACAAAUUUGUCUGAAUAUGAAUUAUGCAUUGAAGAAAGAUUGGGCUUGAUAGGAAAAGGUGUUGAUCUAAGCACUCCUACAGAGGAGUCACGCAAAUUAGACCAAAUAAACAUGAAUAUCAAUAAGCUAGUUAGUGAAGAGACAGUGCCAGUUCCUGUAGAAACAUUACAAACACAGGAAAUAGUUUCAGUAAAGGGAUUCUUGAAUAACAACACGGAAGAAGAAAGUGAGCCCUUGGAAAAUGGAAAUAAAUAUCCUAUAAAUAAAGUAAAUGGAUAUCCUGAGGAAGCAGUAGAGUCUUCCAAUAAAGAUGAACUGAUGAGAAGCACUACAGUUGAUGGCGAUUCUGCUGAGCUCUCUGUUUCGAGGAGCACUGAAGAUUUGUCCCCACAGAGAAGUGGUCCUGUGAUGAAAUCUCACAGCAUCACCAGUAUGGACACAGGUGGUCUGAAAGUCUACGAUAUCGUCAGUGAGAAUGGAUCUGAACAGCCAAACUCAGUGGUAAAAUCAGCAUCUGAUAGUGCAGAUGGAAAAAACAUAGUCCGAAGUAAAUCCGCUACUAUUCUGUAUGAUCAGCCUUUGCAGGUUUUUCCUGGAUCGUCGUCAUCAUCUGAUUUAGUGUCUUCUACAAAAACUGUGCUCAAGUUUGACUCAAAUCACAAUCCUGAAGAUGCUAAUGUGGUGAGAGGAUCAGUGACAAGUGGUGCACAGAUGUUCUGUGCUCCCCAGUAUAAUAUUCAGUACAGCAGCAGUGCAACAGCGAAGGACGCCUUGUGGUCCCAGAAACAAAGCACUCAAGUAGAACAAGGCAGCUUGCCUCCUUCACGUCUGCUUAGGUCUGACAGUGCAGAAACCCCCAGCUAUGUAAAGCAUUCUGCCAAUAUGAAUUUCUCCAAUCAUAACAAUGUCCGAGCCAGUGCUGUGUAUAAUACUCAUCAGCGGAUGCCUGGGAGACAUACAGAUAUGUGGGCUAUUCCACCGAGUGAUAGACUGCUCCCUGGAGCAACAAGACACACCCUUCAAAGGCAGAGCAGUGUGUCUUCUACAGCUUCUAUAAAUGUUGGGGAUACUGGACAUUCAAGGAGGACACAGGUUCCCGAAGGGGACUAUUUAACGUACAGAGAUUUGCAUUCAAUGGGAAGAGCUCCACCAGUAAUGUCAGGGCAGCAGAGACCUCUUUCUGCCAGGGCAUACAGCAUUGAUGGUCCAAAUGUACCCCGACCACAGAGUGCUCGGCCAUCAGUGAAUGAAAUACCAGAAAGAACUAUGUCAGUUAGUGACUUCAAUUACUCACGGACUAGCCCUUCAAAGAGAUCAAACCCAAGGGUUAACUCUGAGCACUCUUUAUUAGACACCCCAGGAAAAAGUAAAGUCCCUCACGACUGGAGGGAACAGGUGCUGCGACAUAUUGAGGCUAAAAAGCUAGAAAAGAGCAUGCUGUCUAGGUCCUUUAAUUCCAAUUAUGCUGCAGUUAGCAGCUUUCACUAUGGCAGCUCUAGGGAUCUGCAUGGCAGCCAGGGUAGUGUUGCCUUGAGUGUUGCAGACGGAAGAGGUUCUGGUGUGCACAUUGUUCGACAUCCCCAGGCUUCUACUUCAGGAGACCAGUGCCAGGAUGAAGUAUUCAUUUCAGCACAGCAGAAUUACUCAUCUGCCACACAUAGUCUCAAAGAUGUUCCUCCAGACAGUAUGAAGAAAAUAGCUGUGCAGAUACCUUUGACAAAUGGACAAAUGUGCCAGCCUCAAAGACCUCAGGCAAACUACAGCCAAGUCCAUCAUCUCCCUCCUCAAUCAUCAGUAGCAAGACAUCCAUCUAGAGAGCAAUUAAUUGAUUAUCUGAUGUUGAAAGUUGCCCACCAACCUCCCUAUACCCAGUCCCAGUGCUCUACCAGACAAAGCCACGAAUUGGCAAAGCAAGAGAUUCGAGUGAGAAUUGACAAGGAUCCAGAACUUGGAUUUAGUAUAUCAGGAGGAGUUGGUGGUAGAGGUAAUCCAUUCAGACCUGAAGAUGAUGGUAUAUUUGUAACCAGAGUGCAACCAGAAGGACCAGCAUCUAAGCUGUUGCAACCUGGAGAUAAAAUAAUUCAGGCUAAUGGAUACAGCUUCAUCAAUAUUGAUCAUGGACAAGCAGUAUCUUUGCUAAAGACUUUUCAGAAUGCAGUGGAACUCAUCAUUGUGCGAGAAGUUUCUUCGUAAAUACUGUGGAUUGGGGGGAAAAGCCAGCAGGAUUGAUUGAAGGACUUGUGGGAAACUGAAUAUUUUGCUUAUUUUUAUACGUGAAAGGAACUCAAAAAGAGUUAUGAUCAAAAUUUGUACAGGAAAUACUGAACUUGUGGUUAAAGGGGGAAAAAACCACUGUGUAGAACAUACAGGAGAUCAUUCUGGAAAUGCAUAUGGUCAAUAAACUUGUUUUGAAGCAUUAUAGCAAUCUAAGGAUCACUCCUCCAAGAACAAACCUGUGUUGUUUUUUUGUACAGAUGGUAGGUUUAUUUUUGGAUAAUUCAUACACAUUACUAAACUUUGAGCAAGGCUUUGCAAAGCCUUGGUUGUAGCCAGUGGACAGAUGGCAGGGUUGUCUGUCCUGUAGCUGUUAAUUGCCUUUCUUUUUUUUCACCAGAUAUUAAUAUGUUACGCUGAAACCACUUCUGUAGAUAUGGACAGGAGAUACGAAAUGUUGGCUUUGCUAUGUGCACAUUGUAUGGGUGAAUGGGUAGAUGGAAGGUGGUGCUGGUUGGACAGAAUAAAGAUCGGGUGAAACAACGAUGCUAUCUAAAUCUGGACUCA
Opisthocomus hoazin is the source of this 4929-nucleotide messenger RNA. The record is from RefSeq and is a predicted model, not a curated record. NCBI's taxonomy places the organism in Eukaryota, Metazoa, Chordata, Aves, Opisthocomiformes, Opisthocomidae.